UAUUGAUACGGAAAGUACAAUUAACUAUUGUAAAAUAUAUUAUAUAAUGUUUACUUUUAACUCUACAGUAACAAUUUUACAAAAGAAAUGUAUCCAUAUUAUAGAAAAAAAAAGAAAAAUAAGAGAUUGUAUUAAUACAAUGAGGGUAGUGUGAAGUCUUACGAACGUUAAUUAAAUUUCGACGCAACGUGAGCACGUGCACUACUAUUUGUGGCUCCCACAGCUUACCAUUAAAGAAGAAUUAAGAAAAAAGAAUGUCUUCCGACUCGGAUUUUUCUGAAUCUGAAAAUGAAGAUUACGAGGUCUGUUGUACGCAAGGAUCAUGUGGAUUCAUUAAAGGAAAUACUUUGCCUUUUGAUCCUUCGUCUAUAGAAAAAGUAAUUCUAUCAAUAUCGGAUCAAUUCAAUUUCCGAGUUAUUUUAAACGAUGGAAGAGCAAGAAGUGCUGUUAUGAUUACGACAGGUUUAACUUUGGCGGGCGCUCUGAUCGGGAGACAUUAUGGCGGGAAAGUUGGUGCAGCAGUCGGCGGAGCGGUUGGUGGCGUUUGUGGCUUAGGCGUUGUUGCGGUCACAAUGCGAGAAAUUUGGCAGGAAAUUAAAGGAAAACUAUCAGAGCUUUUCGAAAUUGUAUACGAUUACCUAGCUGGCCUGGGUUUAGACGACUACAGAAAGGCGGCCAAAUUCCUCACUCAGCAGUCGGGGGGCACUGCUCAACUGGGAAUGGUGAUUUUGCAAGUCGCAUCUGACUUACUUGGAAAGAAAAUUGUGUCUAGUUUAACUGCUAUGUAAUUGAGUUUUAGAUUAAUUAUUUGUAGCUAGAUGAUUUUAAAAUGUUAUUAGAAUUAAGACAUGAACAUAAAUCGACAUAAUAAUAAUUGUAAUUGUGAUAAAGAGAUAAUGUCUGUGAUAUGUGUGACUUAAAUUAUAUAAUAUGUAGAUUGAUGAAUUUUAACAAUUUUAAUAUGACACUGAACAGACAUUUAUAUGAACAAAAUAUUAGGAUAAGAAUUGUAUCUUCCAUUAUUUAUUGU
This is a messenger RNA of Zerene cesonia (dogface butterfly), 1030 nucleotides long. RefSeq lists its product as uncharacterized. Bases 255 to 788 code for a protein of 177 amino acids. The transcript has 2 exons. The record is from RefSeq and is a predicted model, not a curated record. Lineage: Eukaryota; Metazoa; Arthropoda; Insecta; Lepidoptera; Pieridae.